Molecule: messenger RNA, 576 nt
Organism: Aethina tumida (small hive beetle)
Lineage: Eukaryota; Metazoa; Arthropoda; Insecta; Coleoptera; Nitidulidae
Exons: 2
Coding region: 123-530 (135 amino acids)
Source: RefSeq, a predicted model, not a curated record
AGCAUCUGUCAUUUUGACAGUUUGAAAAAAUGUAUAAGCAAAAAUACUUUUAAUACUUCUGAUCACAAGUCAUUCAUUUAAUGAUGAAUAAUAUGUUCAAGUAAAAUGUGGUGUUUAAAAGAAUGCCAGAGUUUAAUGUAUCCAAAUCUUGGAUAUCGAUUCGACAACAGAAAGCAGAACUUGAUUUCACUAAAUUCCAUGACAUGAGUGGAGGACACGCAGGAAAUAUACAUGAUAUAUUAAACGUGGAAGCAAUAAGGAACCUUUUAAAAUCUAAUGUAACUUUAAGCGAAACUGACACAGUAAUUAUUUAUACAAAUAAAAAUUAUUCAGAAGCCAGUAUUAAUGAUGACUUUGUUACUGUGGAUAGAGAUUCUCCCAAGAUAGAUGAAGUGGAGCUUUGUUGUACGUUACCUGGACAUGAAUUAUCUGAGAUAUUCAUACCAAGAGAGACCACUAGAAAAAGAUUAUGGAAUUGGAUAAAAUCACAAUUCCACAAACCUAGUUUAUGGAAAAAUCGUAACAUUUAGUAAAUAAGAUGGAUAUAUUAUUUGUCAUUAAAUGCAAUGAAACUUA